This is a messenger RNA of Dermacentor silvarum, 411 nucleotides long. RefSeq lists its product as uncharacterized. The record is from RefSeq and is a predicted model, not a curated record. Bases 1 to 411 code for a protein of 136 amino acids. The transcript has a single exon. Lineage: Eukaryota; Metazoa; Arthropoda; Arachnida; Ixodida; Ixodidae.
AUGCAGAACUCACGUGCGCAGGAAUUCUCGUUGGUGCAAAUGCUCCUCCCACCCUUCUGGAUCCAGAACCCGCAAGUUCCGUUUCGCCAGAUCAAGGCACAGAUCUACCUCGACAGCAUUAUGUUGGAAACGGCGCGUUACUACCACGUCGCCUCAGUCCUUCCUACUGAUGUUGCCGGCGACCUCUCGGAUGUCCUCUCCACCCCCGCGCGCACUACACCAUAUCAGCACCUCAAGACCAAGGUGCUGGAGAGAUUCAUGCCGUCCGAAUGCACCCGCCUUCAGCAGCUGCUUUCCGAGGCGGACCUUGGCGACCGGCGUCCCUCCCAACUACUGCGCCGGAUGCAACAGCUUUUCGGGGACUGCAACGUGCCCACCCACUCCACUCAACGAUGCUCCGCGAGCUUUUGA